AUGGUAGUAACGGACUCUUCCGAGACAGUCCGUAACCAACGACGACAAUUGGCCCAUGCAUUGCAAGCACUUCAAGUAUACAAUCCCGACUUUUCUUUAACCCCUGAAGUCCUAGAAAUCAUGCGUGCUAUUUUUGCCGACCUACGACCGGAUGAAGAAGGGACGAUCACUCGUGGGGCACUUGCCGAUGAGAUUGCACGAUUAGAUCCGAGUAUUGACUCCAAACGUCAGUUUAUGCGACAUGAUAGGACAAGACGAGACGAACGACUUGAUUUUCCUGCGUUUUGUGACUGGAUCAUGCAGUGGAAGGCACAAAAUCCACAAUCGGUACAAAAUGUGUACACAUCCUGGACGACCCAAAUUGCAGCCGCCAUGAGUGAAAGUGAUAGUCUUUUUUUUAAUCUUAAGUCCGAGGAGGAAUUAUCCAAUGAAAUGCUUACAAUGGAAAUCAUUCAAUUAUUGCAGAGGCGACAGGUGACGCAGAGGUUGCACGAAGGUAUUGACCACGACGAGAGUCUCAAAUACGAAGACUGUGAGGCAUCGAUUACUGGCUAUGGUAUUCGUUCAGACGAUCCAUUUCAAGCAAAUAGUACCAAGUUGAACCAUGCCGAUGCAGCAGAUGCAGCAGCGAAGAAAGGAUCCAUGCAGACCGUGUCCAAGUCGUUCAUUGCAGGAGGCAUGGCGGGUAUUGUAGCAAAGUCGACUUUGGCUCCAUUGGAUCGAAUCAAAAUUCUAUUUCAAGUCAACGACCAGCGGAAAUUUAGUUUUCGUAAUGCUGCUAGGAUGGCUAAAAAUAUUUACGUGCACGACGGCUUUCACGCUCUUUUCCGAGGGAAUAUGCUGAAUAUCUUGCGAGUGAUUCCAUAUGCCGGGCUGCAGCACUCAGGGUUUGACUUUUUUCGGCAUAAGUUCCACGCGUACAAUUAUCGAAAUGCAGAGAGAGAAGGGAGUAAUGAAGUACCGAAACUCAGUAAUUUGCAGCUUGUGACGGCCGGGUCGCUGGCAGGAGGAGUUUCUUUGGUUUUGGCAUACCCGCUGGAUAUUGUACGGGCGAGGUAUAUGGUGCAAAUGGGGAAGCAUCGCUACACUAGUAUCUACGACGCUGUAGUCACGAUGUACAAGGUGGACGGUAUGCGGUCGUUUUCGCGCGGACUUGUACCGUCAUUGAUGGGCACGCUGCCGUAUACUGGAAUUGGUUUUUCCCUGAAUGAGCGAUUUAAGAUAUGGACGCUCGAGUUUCAGCGUCGUCGGUUGAAACAAAAUGGUGGCGAAAACGCACCCGAGCAAAGAUUGAAUGCGUUUACUAAAUUUGUGUGCUCGUACUUUGCGGCAUGUAUCGCACAGACCAGUACAUAUCCUCUGGAUACCAUUAGGAGGCGUAUUCAGACGGACGGUUACGUAUCAGGAUCCCAGGCAAAAUUGCAAUAUACGGGUGUAGCUGCUACUGCACGAAUUAUUCUGGCGCGUGAAGGCUGGCGGGGCCUGUUCAAGGGCGUGUCAGUAAACUGGAUGCGGAGCCCAGUAUCAACCGGCAUCAGCUUAACGACAUACGAUAUUCUGAAGGAGGUAAUGGGAGUUGAAAAGAUAGAGUAA
Molecule: messenger RNA, 1593 nt
Organism: Peronospora farinosa
Lineage: Eukaryota; Oomycota; Peronosporomycetes; Peronosporales; Peronosporaceae
Source: the annotation of a GenBank genome assembly